Rubroshorea leprosula is the source of this 393-nucleotide messenger RNA. Lineage: Eukaryota; Viridiplantae; Streptophyta; Magnoliopsida; Malvales; Dipterocarpaceae. The record is from the annotation of a GenBank genome assembly.
CUCUUCCUCUACUUCAAUCUCUUCCACCAGAGAGAGAAAUUGUCUCUUUCUCCACUCCUCAAAAACCCUCAGAUCUGUGGCCUACAAUUGCUACGGGAUGGAGACAAGCAGAUUUAGAGAUGGAUUUCCGGUGAUGGAGUGAGAUGGAUGAAGAAACCUAUAGCUACUGGAGAUGGAGAUCGAAAUGGGAGGUGAUGGUCAAUGAUGAUGAUGGUGGUGACGGUGAUGAUGCGAAUGGUGUUGUUACGGGAUGGAGACAAGCAGAUUUAGAGAUGGAUUUCCGGCGAUGGAGUGAGAUGGAUGAAGAAACCUAUAGCUACUGGAGAUGGAUAUCGAAACGGGAGGUGAUGGUCAAUGAUGAUGAUGGUGGUGACGGUGAUGAUGCGAAUGGUG